GAAAAGAAGACAUCUAAACAGAAAGUUUACCCUGAUUCUGUUUACCUACACCAACCCCUUGGGGAGUGUAUCUGGUUUGAUUCUUCAUCAUCAUGAAUCCUGCCCGACUUCACAUUUUAAUACAUCGAGACCAUAUGAAAGACCUCCGAAGGUACCUGGUGUUCAAAUACAUCCAAUAUCUAGUCUUACCUUCUCCAAAUGCCAUCAUGACCCUAUUGGGAUUGCUCGCUAGUCUGUAUGUCAUGCUGAUACUGACAUUUCCUUCUGUAUCCAGAAAAUCCACUGUGGUGUUUAUUAGUAACAUAGCUCAGGCAGACAUCUUAGUUGGCUGCAACAUUUUUUCUACCAUCACAGCAGGAGUGACAAAUAGUGACACAUCUUUAGCUUCUUUUCAAUCUGCCUUGAGGCAGAACUUCCAAAUUGCAAAUGUUCAUGCCAGUUCCCUUUUACUCAGCUGUGUUAGCCUAGAGGCUUUUCUGAUUACUUUUCUUCCAGUACAGACUCGCCACAUAAGGAAUGUUAGAUGUGCCAGAGUAGCUUCUAAGAUCAUCUGGGCUGCUGUAAUUAUUGAGUGUUUCCUUUAUCAGCUUGAGUGCAUUGAAGGCUUUAACGUUUCUUAUCUUGGCAUUCAUAGGCACGCUCAGCUAUUAGUGAAUUUCUGUUAUGACACCACAGCAUUGCUGAAAUUACUUGUUUACCCGACUGGAGUCCUUUUAAGAAUCUUCAAUGUUUAUCUUUUUUAUAAAAUUUAUUUC
Microtus oregoni (creeping vole) is the source of this 755-nucleotide messenger RNA. RefSeq names its product P2Y purinoceptor 6-like. Gene Ontology annotation, molecular function: G protein-coupled receptor activity. Lineage: Eukaryota; Metazoa; Chordata; Mammalia; Rodentia; Cricetidae. Gene Ontology annotation, cellular component: membrane. The record is from RefSeq and is a predicted model, not a curated record. Gene Ontology annotation, biological process: positive regulation of Rho protein signal transduction; phospholipase C-activating G protein-coupled receptor signaling pathway. The annotation marks the transcript as partial. The transcript has 2 exons.